This is a messenger RNA of Eleginops maclovinus (Patagonian blennie), 5250 nucleotides long. Its product is annotated as high affinity choline transporter 1-like. Gene Ontology annotation, biological process: choline transport; acetylcholine biosynthetic process; transmembrane transport. The transcript has 6 exons. The record is from RefSeq and is a predicted model, not a curated record. Gene Ontology annotation, molecular function: choline:sodium symporter activity. NCBI's taxonomy places the organism in Eukaryota, Metazoa, Chordata, Actinopteri, Perciformes, Eleginopidae. Bases 1379 to 2875 code for a protein of 498 amino acids. Gene Ontology annotation, cellular component: plasma membrane.
CCAGAUUAUUGUGUCAUGAGAGACUUUUUUUUCCAAUUGUGUGUGCAAGGACUCUGACUGAUUGACAGAGGGUAAAUGUUACAUGUGCAAUUAUCAUUAAUUAAUUAAUAAUUUCUUUGUGUAUGCUUCAAAAUACAUCAUUGAAAUCCAUUGACAGUGUUUGAGUCACCAAGGUAGCACUGCACUCUGUGCUGACGCUCCUCAAAUGGUCUGGUAGGGAGGCAGGAAUGUUCCAGGCUCUGUCCAAACCUUUGAAACCAAUAUAGAGUGGGGGACCCUUCACUCCUCAGUAAAACCUCCUGUCGUUGUCUCUGGGACAUUCAUCCCUGACAUGCACUUGGCAUAACACACACAAUCACAUAAACACUUGACACUUGAGUGCGCUGAGCAUUUCACCCACAGGAGUUGUUGCUUGGAGACUGUGUGUGUGUGUGUGUGUGUGUGUGUGUGUGUGUGUGUGUGUGUGUGUGUGUGUGUGUGUGUGUGUGUGUGUGUGUGUGUGUGUGUGUGUGUGUGUGUGUGUGUGUGUGUGUGUGUGUGUGUGUGUGUGUGUGUGUGUUAUAGUCUGAGCUGAGAAAGGACAGUGAGUAAGGUGUGUGUUUGCGCUGGUUGAGCACACACAUGCAUGAGUUUUAAAAAUGGGACAUGGUUCUAAAAAAAACACAAGCGGGUAUUAAGGCAACUCUUUCCCCUCUGUCUAACUCUGGUGUGCCUCACUAAGUCCCUAAGGCCCCUGAAUCUCGUUCCACCUUUCCUCUACCUAAAUGUGGCACUUUGUGAGGGUGCCCUGUUGAAUAUUGAUAUUGUUUAUCCAGGCAUAACCAGAUCACGGUUAAAUUUAGUUGAGAUGGAUUUCAGUUCGCACAUGGCAUCAGAAUGCAUCUGGACUGACUGUUUCUGGUUAAGAGUAUAAAAACUAUUCAGUUACACAGCAACGCUAUACAGAAAAUGUAGGAGAAGGUCAAAAUUAAAGACGUAAAUACACUUCAAAGUUACAAAAAAAUAAGGUAACUUCCAUUUGAUAUUCUGAGGUCAGAAACUGGUGAAAAAAUGUAAUUACUGUUUCCCAAAGAGAGGAAAGAUGACUGAAAAGACUCACAUUAACAAGCUGGAACCAGAUAACUGUAUUUAUAUUCCUUAAAAAAAAUACUCGAACCAAUAGUUGAUGAUUAAUUAAAGUACAAAUAAAUGUCUUUAGUUGUCAUGUAUGCAUUUGCGUCACCAGCUAUUUGUUAGCUCUUACACAACAAAAUGCCUUUUUGUGCCAAAUGUGAACAGCUGGUUAAUAACUUAAGUAUCUACUUUGUUGUUUUAAUGCCGGUUAAGUGACAGGUUAGUCUGUUUGUACAGUAAAUACAAACUCAUUAUUUAAGAUUAUAUGAUAAAGCAGCUGCAGAAAAUAAAAAGUUCCCUGGAUAAGAGAUCAGAUUUGAAAAACUUCAAGCAAAUGUGGUUAGAGGGUAAAAGGGUGACAGUGACAACAGUCAGAGUAUGCAUCAUAAAGCUGGUGCCAAGACAGGGUGGUUUAGAGGGUUGGGGGCUCAGUAGGGUGGUGAGUGGCCAUCGAUGGUGCCGGUCUGACACUUCUCUGUUUAAGGGCAUUGUUGUGGUGUGGCUGCAGGCUGCGGCUGGGGGGAUCCUGGCAAUGAGAAGAGACGGUGAAGGUGGAACUAUGAGUGUAAUCCUGGACCUGCCCUACGUCUACUCCAUCAUCAUCUCCUCAGUGGUGGCCAUGGUCUACACACUGCUGGGGGGGCUCUACUCUGUGGCCUACACAGACGUAAUCCAGCUCAUCCUCAUCUUCAUCAGUCUGUGGGUGUGUGUCCCUUUCCUGAUGACAAACCCUCACUCUUUGGACAUCUCACUGACAGCCUACAACCAGACCUUCCAGGCUCCCUGGGUUGGCACGGUGGAGCUUGAUCAGGCCGGAAAGUGGUUUGACGACUUCAUGCUGCUGGCUCUGGGUGGUCUGGCCUACCAGGCAUUCUACCAAAGAAUCCUGUCCGCCUCAUCUUACACCCAGGCUCAAGUGACCUGCUUCGCCUCUUCAGGCUUCUGCCUGGUGCUUGGUAUCCCUUCCAUUCUGGUGGGGGCUGUGGCUGCUUCUACAGACUGGAACUCAACCGCAUAUGGAUUGCCCACCCCAUAUGAGCGUGAUCAGGCAGGUUCCGUCCUCCCCAUCGCCCUGCAAUACCUCACACCCCCGUACAUCUCCAUCAUUGGCAUUGGAGCAGUAGCUGCUGCUGUCAUGUCUUCCAUGGACUCAGCUCUUCUGUCCUCCGCAUCAUUGUUUUCCUCAAAUAUCUACAAGAACAUCCUCAGAAAACAGGCGUCCGACCGUGAGAUGCAGUGGGUGAUCCGUAUCUCGGUGGUGGUGGUCGGUCUUGCCGGCACUGGCCUCACCUUUCUCGACAGCAGCGUCCUGGUCUUCUGGCUGGUGGGCGUAGAUAUGUCCUACACCAUCAUGUUCCCACAGCUGGUCUGCGUCCUCUUCUUCAAGGUGUCGAAUGCCUAUGGAGCCAUUGUGGGCUUCAUGAUGGGAAUCAUCUUAAGGUUCAUGAGUGGUGAGCCCCUCAUUGGCCUCCCUCCUGCCAUUGAGUUCCCCGGCUGCCGACUGGACGCGGAAGGAAAGCUAACUCAGUACUUCCCCUUCCGCACCGCUAUCAUGAUGUUUUCACUAUUAUCAAUCCUGCUCUUCUCCUGGCUUGCAUCCAUCAUCAUCAACAAGAUGCCUGAGAAAUGGGACGUAUUCAAGAUCAAUCGUAAGCAAAAACCAACAGCCGUAGCCCUUGAGGAUGAGGCAAAGAGGACCAACUCUGCUAAUGAAGAAGUCUCGGCAGCAAAGCAGCUACUGGACAAUACCACCAGUUGCUGAAUUGGCUAACGUGGAUGGAGAGAGGAUGGGCACUUGCUGAAGGUGGACAUGUUUGUCUACUAAGCAGGAGUUCACAGAGGGGGAACAACAGUAAAGGGUAUAAAAUAUGUACACAUUCUGUGCAGUAUGAGAAGAAGUUGAUCUGAGAACCUUAUUUCAUCAGUUGUCUUGUACAUAGUAAAACUAGGCUCCGAUUUGAUAAGUUCAUCAUGCCGCAAAUGACACAAUAAAUCCAACAAAUUACCAUAUAAUUAAAUUCAUAAACAAACAUUAUAGUAAUUUUUGCGAGUGUGGCCCGCAGGGAUCGCUAUACUGUACUGAAAAAGUAAUAUAGCCUCUUCCUCAGUUUGAAACUCUGUUAAGGAUUUGCAGCUAUGUGCAGCAUGACAGGGCUCUCCUUCACACCGGUACCAAGAAAUUAUAUCCAAAGAAAGUGAGUGCCUUCCGCACUAUUCUUUUUGAAAAGAUUAUUAUUUACCUGUCCAUUUGAAUGUGACUCAAUAUAUCUUCCUUUCUCUAGCUUGAGCUCGGUUUAACAGCACCUUGGAUUCUUCUUGACUAUAAUAGUUAAUAUUAUAUUAUCAAUAUUUAACUUCUAAAAUUAUAUAUACAUGUUUUGUUUAUAUACACUUAUGUGUUUUAUUUUAAAUGACAGACUGUGCGGAUUUCUGCCGUUUUUUGGCCUGUCUGUUUCGCAGCAGUCCAUAAAAAGUGAUUCUCAAUUUUUGUAAAAAUGAAUAUAUGCAUGGAGAGGAUAAGCGUAUAUAACAUAAGAUAUAUUAAAACUUUUAGAGCAACAUUUACCUCCAUCUCUCAAAUGCUGCUCCAUAGACACCAGCAAGUUUAAGAAUGUAGUUUUUAAACCGCCCAGGUACGGAUUAAAUAGAAAAACCCUGCCUGAUGUCGGCACUGCCUCGCAGUGCAAAUGCUAUCGACCUUGCCAUGCAAGAAAUACCAAAAAUUUGAAGCAGCAAGCAGAAAUAAGGACGAAAGUGACACAAAAUGUUCUAAUGACUAGUUAUAUUAAUAAUAAUACAGUUUUGCCAGAGAUAUACCUCGCUUUUAUCCUCCUCAAGUUUCUUUUCCGUCUUUUAGUCCAUGUGGGGGAUGUGCCUUUUAGUUUGUCUAUGACUUUGUAUUAUAUUGUUUGUUUGUUUUUUCUUUUAAAGCUGUAGUUUACAGUGGGAUCAUUUAUUUUCUGAGGUGGUGAAAAUAUUUGCAGCUAUAACCUGAAAACGUACAUCAAUGUUUCCCAAAAGCACAAAUUGAACUUGCUUUAAAUUAUUGAGUUUUGUUAAAGAGCAGACUGCUCAAAGACACUCGUGUUUAUUCAUGUAUUAUUCUGUUAUACUGAGCCUACAUUGUGGCCUGCAGUCAGAAAGCGUGUUGCUCAAAAUAUCACUGGAAGCUGCUUUCAAUCCGUUAUGGUCAGGUCCACCUGAAAGGGGUGUAUACUCUUGUCACUAUGCAAAUACCUCAUGAAGUGGUUAUGUUGGCUCUGAAUAUACAAAACUUUAACCUAUUUUUUCUGACUUUUAUCCAAAGCAUAGGGUAUGAAUGUCAUUUUCCAAAAACUGAUUGCACAGAACGAACUGUUCUAAAAAAAGGACGCAUUCAGACACGAUGCAUCCAUUUUUUUCAUGCUUGAUUGUGAGUUCUACCUGUCUUAUUAACUGUACAGUAUAAUCAUGAUAUGUAUAUUUACACAUUUAAUUUUUUUAUCAAAGUGUAUCACUAACGUGUGGCGAGUUUGAGAAGAAAAACACAAAUGUGUUCUAUUUUAAGUUAGCAACAUUUAAAAGAAAAAAUACCUUCGAUUUAGCAGAACAUUACAUGUCAUUUUACCCUCACAAUCUAAGUCAACCGGCAGCAGAUGUAUUUGUUUUACCAGUGUUUCUGGAAAAGUAUGUUUUGCAUAUCACAGGAGGAGCGUGUUACUAACGUCAUAGCCAUUUACAAUGCACACACCUACCUGAUCGUUUCUCCUGACAUAAUGUGAUUGGAGAAAACCAGUAGUUCUCAACAAGCUGCACAAUAUAGUAAAUAAUGACAACGCCUUAUUAAUGAUGUGCAUGCACUGUCUAUUUUCAUCUGUGCAUCUCAUUACCGUUUGAGGAUUGGGUUAUUAUCUAUGAAAGUACUCAGCAGUUGUAUAAUAAACCAUGAAUAGGUGGUGAGUUCUAUAAUGUAUUUUCCCCUAUUAUGUAUUUGGUUUUAUACUAUCAUGUAUGUUGAUUUUCAUUAACAGAGUUGUUUGUGUGUUGAACUUUGGUCAUGACUGUUUUUCCUUGCCACUUGGCAAGAUCCUACUUUUGAAUCCAUUAUUGUAAAUCCCCAUUGAGUGAUGUUCUGUCAGAAUAAAGGCUAAAACCAAA